Molecule: messenger RNA, 3784 nt
Organism: Hypanus sabinus (Atlantic stingray)
Lineage: Eukaryota; Metazoa; Chordata; Chondrichthyes; Myliobatiformes; Dasyatidae
Gene: clptm1l
Product: CLPTM1 like
Exons: 17
Coding region: 162-1787 (541 amino acids)
Cellular component (GO): endomembrane system; membrane
Source: RefSeq, a predicted model, not a curated record
CACAUCCAGGCGGAAAGGUUCCCUGAGGCAGCGAUGGGGGCGAGGGACCGGGCGGCAGGUCGCUGAUCAUCGUCGGUGCGGCUCGGAGCUCCGGUCCGCUCUGUGUGGCUGUGCCGCUGUAAUAUGGUGUAGCAGUCGCUGUCGAUCUGAGCUGCGGCGGUAUGUUCGGGUUCAGGGCGAGCUCCUUCACCACCUUAAUCGUGGUGGUUUUCGUCGCCUACGUGUUGCACACAUGCUGGGUGAUGUAUGGCAUAAUUUACACGAAACCCUGCACCAGUCCCAAGGCACAGAAGUGCAUUAAGCCAUAUCUAGCUGGGAACCCUAGAAUACAGCUGAGCAUUUAUACUUCAACAAAAAGCAGUGUUAAUGAUGGAGCCAAUCUAAACCUUAUGUUGAAUAUCGAACACUUUGAUGUCAACUCUAAAUUCGAGAGGGAUGUCAAUGUUUCAUUACCAAAGAAAACCCGUAGCAAUGGGACACUGUACACUCAUUUGUUUCUGCACCACGUUGGGAUGCCACCUUGGCACGACAGCAAGCAUGUGUAUGCCGUUGGGCACCUGACAACAUACAUGAUUCCUAAGCCUGAGGAAAUCAACUUAAUCACUGGAGAGACCAAUAGCCAAGAAACAGAGACUCCUGCUGGUACUAAAGUUCCAGACCGACCUGUUGCACACUGGAGAUCAAGACUCACCAUCAAUAUCAUGGCUGACAACUUUACUUUUGAUAGCUCAGCUCUUCCUGCUGAUGUACACAGAUAUUUAAAGCUGAUGCAUCAUGGAAAGAAGAUGCAGUACCUUCCUAUACUGUUUGUUGAUGAGCUAAGUAACCGAGUGAGAGAUUUGAAAAUAAUAAAUACCACGUCUGUUACGCUACCACUUACAAUUAGUUAUAACGCUAUAUCACUCGGGAGGCUUCGGUUUUGGACACACAUGCAAGAGGCCGUCUAUUCACUGCAACAGUUUGGGUUCACUGAAAAAGAUGUUGAUGAAGUAAAAGGUAUCUUCGUAGAUACUAAUCUCUACUUCCUGGCUUUAACAUUCUUUGUUGCGGCAUUCCAUCUUCUUUUUGAUUUCUUGGCUUUUAAAAAUGACAUUACCUUUUGGAGGCGAAAGAAAAACAUGGUUGGCAUGUCAACAAAAGCAGUCCUUUGGCGGUGCUUUAGUACGAUUGUGGUAUUUCUUUUCCUUUUCGAUGAGCAGACCAGUUUAUUAGUACUCAUUCCAGCUGGCAUUGGUGCAGUUAUAGAGGCGUGGAAAGUUAAGAAAGCCUUUAAAAUGACUGUGAAGUGGCAUGGAUUGAAGCCAGUAUUUCAGUUUGGAACAUUUGAUGAAUCUGAAAAAAAGACUGAAGAAUAUGAUACUCAGGCAAUGAAAUAUUUGUCUUAUAUACUUUAUCCUCUUUGUUUUGGUGGAGCUGUAUAUUCCUUAUUAAAUAUGAAGUACAAAAGCUGGUACUCAUGGUUGAUCAACAGUUUAGUUAAUGGUGUCUAUGCGUUUGGAUUCUUAUUUAUGCUGCCUCAACUGUUUGUUAAUUAUAAGUUGAAGUCUGUGGCACACUUACCAUGGAAGGCUUUUAUGUAUAAAGCAUUCAAUACCUUUAUAGAUGAUGUUUUUGCCUUCAUCAUCACCAUGCCAACGUCACAUAGACUAGCUUGCUUCAGAGACGAUGUAGUAUUCCUUGUUUACCUGUACCAGAGAUGGCUUUACCCGGUGGAUAAAUCCAGGAUAAAUGAGUUUGGUGAAUCAUAUGAUGAAAAAGACACUAAAGGAAAGCUGCAUAAAAACUGACUUCAGAAGGAACUUCCUCUGCAACUAGCCUCUGCUCAUUUGCAAGCAACUUCUUUUGCACUGCUGUCUGCAGCACAGUUAUGUCAUUGAUAUUUUCUGCCUGUGACUGCAGUAUUCUACAGUAGUGCCAACCAUUUUGGAUGCAUAAUUCUGGGAGUUGUAACAGUAUUACUCUUAAUGAAGAAGAUAGAAAAUAUAGACUAUAACAUUGCUGUUUAACAGCAGAAUUCAGAUUUGUAAUUUGCUGUUUGUUCCAAGGGUCAGUCGAACUGAGAAGGAGGUUUUGGGGUGUUAGCCUAUCAGAAUGCCAGCCACUGUUGUUCAGCUUCACCUGGGACUGAAUUAAUCAGGCAUCCACUUGCUGUACUUUUCCCAGCUUGGUUUCAGUUUACUUGUCUGCAAUUAUUAUUGAGUACAAAAUCCAAAAUGUGAAUGGCUUAUCUAGCAACUUUAGUCAGUGUCUUUGGUUUUGUGCAACAGUGGUUAUUACAGGAACAUUAGUUCCACACUCCAUGUUAAUUCUGGUAAGUUUCAAGUAUUCUUCAAAAAAACUCAUUUUCAAAUCCGAUAUUAAACAUACAUUAUUAAUUUGUAGAAGCCAAGAAUUUUUUUUAGAUUGAUUAAAAGGGGAUAUGAUUUGCUUGAAUCAGUUUGACUGGAAGCAAACUGAUUUUUCUCUCAUAUCAUUUAAAUUCAAAGUUUCUUUUAAAGAAUAUUUUAAGCCAAAUAACAUAAAAUUUAUAUAACAGGAAGAAAAUUUCACAGCCAAAUAUAUUAAAAUCCAACAAAAUAAAUUAAAUUCCUCAAGGUUACUAACAUGGCUGAAGGAUUGUGAAUUUGGGUUGCUUCUCAGUUCAUAGUGACUCUGAAUCUUGACUCUUAAAAAGUUUUUUUUUGUCUAAUCGGCUCUGCUCAAAAUGGAACAUUUUUUUCCCUGAAGUAAAAUUUGAUUUACUGAACAGAUGUAAUGAUCUCACAACUGUGGUUGCAUUCCUUUUUUUAUGAAUGGUUAUAAAAUUAUUUUCCACUCCCAUCAUAUGUAUCUCUUGCAUUUGUUUAGUUUGUAUAGCAUUGGAAAAUUAGGGAUACAAGCAAAAUCAGGCCCAUUGGGUCUGCACUGACCAUCAAAACAUUUUGAGUAUUCCUGCAUUUAUCCUUUUUUGAUUCACCCUAAAUUCUCUUCAACACCUUUUAGAUUUCACCACUCACCAAUGCACUAGGGCCACUUCAAAAGGACAUAUUACCCUGCAUCAAUCUGCACAACCUAGGGAACUAGGAACAGCCAGAGGCAAUCCAUACAUCAACAUGGUGCAACCCAGCACACUUGUAAAAGAUGAAAAUAAACAUUUGCAAUGAACAUUAUUCAUGGGGCCUCAGGAUCUUUUUAUCAGUUCCCUUUUACCAAUGUGGAGUCUUCAGCCAAUUCACUAUAUUCCUCAUGAUAAAUACAAGUGACUAGUACUUAAGAGUGGCCACAGUAUUUUGGUUAUAGUGCUCAGGAUCUAUGGUGACAAUGCUGUCAUAAAGGUAUAACAUCAGCAUGUACCUAGCAGAUUUUGCAUUUGUAAAAUGUUGCAUUUCAAGACAGUUCUUGUACGUUAGAGAAAAUUAAAACAAAAAUGCAGAUGCUGAGAAUACAGUUCGACCACUGUGAAUCCAGCUAUCCAGUUCUACUGCUGGUUUCCCCCAGUCUAAUUUAAAAUUUCCCACAUCGCCACAUCAGACUGUCAUCACUAUUCUGGUGGUGCCAUUAGUGGCCGCAGCCGUUGCCAUGGUCUUUAAAGGAGCAAGUUGUUCCUCUGUGUUAUUGUAUAUUUGAUUUCAUAACCUGACUAGUCCCAGUCAUGUCUUCACUGAAUGAAGGAAGUGCUUCUCAUCAUGUAAAGCACAAACACCAUACAUUAUAGAAGGUAAGGUGGAAGUUUUGAUAAAACUCGACAGUGGUGUGUCUGUGAAAAGUAUAUGUGACUUGUAUAAUAUUGUCUCAUCCACGGUUU